UUUACUUUCGUUGUAAGGUCAACAAACUAUUAAUAUUUUCCUUAUUUAUAUUUAAAAAGUAAAAUCACAUUUUUUGAUUAAAAAAAGCAGCAAUAAAAAUUUUUGUAUGGUGAUUUUAAGAAUAGAAAAUUUCAAAGAGCAAAAAAUGGUACUGGAUUACAAAAACUAACUCGUACAUAAAUCUGUAUAGUGAAAAUAGCAAUUUAUCUACAUAUGUAAGCAUAUUCUCAAAUAUUUAAUUUUAAUUGCAAAUGGAUUUCUAUCAGUCAUACGGAACACUAAGUUACUUGCGGAGCUAUUCGGAUCCAACAUAUAGCAUUGGAAUUUCAAAAGAUAGUUUAUUAAGACUACACAAUUCGAAUUUAGUACAAAAUACUAUUAGUAAUAAAAAAAGGAAUUAUAUUUGUAAGAAAUCAAAUAGUAGCAAAUAUAAUAAACGUGACAAUUGUAGUAAAAUGGCACCAAUUAGUGAAAAACAUUCUCCAACAAUAAAGGAAAAUGCAAAAGAAAAUAUUUCGGUAACAACAACGGGAAAAAAUCCAUCACAAAAUGGUCGUGGAAUUGGUCCAGAAAUUUUAGACUUCCGGGAAUCAUGGUUACAAGAUGUGGAAACAUAUAAGGACCAUAUUAAAAGUCCUCCAACUCUAUUAACAACUCAUAAUCAUUUGCAUACUGUAGAUGGAUGUUUGACAAGUGUUGCAAACAAGCCUACAGAAUCCUCUAAACGCAGAGCUCGCACUAAAAGUGAUUCAGAAAGUGAUGCGAGAUUAAAAAAUUUUCAUGAACCAGAAGAUGGGUUGGUUUUUAAACGUGCAAGAGAGGAUGACACUGAUAUUAUAAUUAACACAAAUAUAGAAAUGUUUAUCGAUAAAACUAAGAAAGAUUACAUGCCUUCACAAACUCCCCACUAUCAUUCCUUUAACUCGAAAAAUAUUGUAACACCAAUAAUAACAACAAAUAAUCAAAUAAUAAAUGGUUCAUCAUCAUAUAAUAAUACAAAACUGCAGCAAGGUAUUUCAAAUGAUACAUCCCAUUCUAAUUUUAUUAACCAUCAGCAUCAGCAUAAAAACCUUAAUCAUAUAAUAUCAAAUGGUCAGGCGAAUGAUAUUGGAAAUUUAGCUUCUUUGACGAAAAAUAUUAUUGUCAAUCCUUAUCAUCUAAGCUUACUUAAUACUCAGGAAUCGGACAAAAGCAAAAUUGUUAUUAACUCAAUAAAAAAUAACAAUAUUAUAUUGCAAAAUACUCAAAAUUGUAGCGGAAAAACUGAAAAUAAUGAAAAUUUAGCAGCAAGUAAUAAUGUUUUAGUAAAUAUUCCAUCACUAAAAUCUAAAUCUAUCCACAUAAAUGGGAAAUCUACAAGUUACAUUGAUAACAAUAAAAAUAAGAAUAUUGAUAAAGAAAGUGUUAAACGGCCAACAAUAAAUGGUGAAGUUAUUCGUUCUGUUGCCUCCACACAUACUUCUCAAAAUAAUAUUAGUACCUCUGUUCAAACAGGAAAUUGUGGGCGAAAUACAAGUGUUGCUAAAACAGAUUUCGCUAAUCAACAAGAAAAAAAAAAUAUCAAAAACAAAACUAUACCAUCUUUUAAUGCCGAUGUUCAAGUUAACACAUUAGAAAAUGUUGAUGAUGAUGAUAACGAUAGUUAUUAUGAUGAUGAUGAGUUUUUAGGUGUUAUUGAUACUGCUGAAGAUGUGGAUUCAACUGAUGAUUCAGAUGAUGAAUAUAUCGGAUGCACAUAUUAUUUAAAUCCUGAAGAAGAGCAAUUUAAUAAAUUAUUAGAGAGCAAAAGUCCAAUAAAAUUAUUUGAAAAGAGAAAUAAUUCCGCCGAAUCUAUUAACACCCUGUUAAAUGCAAAAGAUAAAAUUGAAUCAGAAUGCGUAGUUAAAACAGAAAAUAACGUAAUUAACAGCAGUGCAGAUGCGACCCUACAUUUAUCAGAAUCAUCUCCUCAUAUUCCAACGCCAUCUGAAUAUUAUACACCAAAUUCUAUAUUAACUCCGAGUUUAUUUCCCUUAGUACCUCCUUAUUUAACAUUCUCAUCACAUAUUGAAAAAGGACCUCCAGUUCUUCCCGAACUUCAAAGAGUUUUAAAGUGGCGUUUCAGUAUAGUAAUGCCGAAAGUGGUGCGCAGAGUGGUUGCAAAUUCAGGGUUUCGUUUAAUAAAAAAAACCAAUGAUUGGAUGGCAUCUUGGGAAAAACAUAUGAAAAGUCCUUGUUUUAAAGCUAUAAAAUCACAUCAAAAAUAUAAUCAUCUGCCAGGAACAUUUAAGAUAGGUCGCAAAGACAGCGUCUGGCGCAAUAUUAAACAUUUUAUUACAAAAUUCGGAAAAAAGGAGUUUGGAUUCAUGCAAAAGUCCUUUGUCUUGCCACAAGACUUAGAAGCUCUAAAAAAAUCAUGGCCUAAGCAUGCUAAAAAGGGAACAAAAUGGAUUAUCAAACCUCCAGCUAGUGCAAGAGGAUCUGGUAUUAAAGUUGUUAGUCGAUGGACUGAUUUCCCUAAACAAAAACCUCUUAUUGUACAAAAAUAUAUUGAACGCCCUCUUUUAAUAAACGGAAAUAAAUUUGAUUUAAGAUUAUAUAUAAUUAUAACUUCAAUAAAUCCCUUAAGGGUUUUUAUGCAUACAGAUGGUUUAGCUCGUUUUGCUUCAGUGCAAUACCGAGACGACAUUCAUUCAUUAAAAGACAGAUGCAUGCACUUAACCAAUUAUAGUAUUAACAAAUUUUCAACACAUUAUGCUAAAAACGAAGAUCACAAUGCUUGCCAAGGUCAUAAAUGGACGUUAAAAUCCUUGUGGAAUUAUUUUCUAGAACGUGGAAUUAAUACAACAAAAUUAUGGGGGGCAUUAAGAAACUUAGUUAUUAAAACUGUAAUAGGCGGUGAAGGCUGCCUAAAUCGCAUGUUUAAGGCCAAUGUAAAUAGCCGCUAUAACUGUUAUGAAUUAUUUGGUUUUGAUGUGCUACUUGAUGAAAAUUUAAUACCUUGGCUUUUGGAGGUCAAUAUUUCGCCAUCAUUGCAUUCAGAUUUGCCUUUAGAUCAACAUGUUAAGGGUCCAUUGAUCCAAGCAGUUUUAAAUAGUGUUUUAUAUCAGGUACCUCCAAAACUCUCACAGCAACACGAAAAAUUAAUUAAAGCGGAAUACAAUAUAAACGGUCCACUCUGUUAUGAUUUACGAAUUUUUACAACUUGUUUGUCUCAAGAUGAAGUUAGAAAGCAUAAUCAAUACACUAACAGAGAAAUUGAGUACAGAGAUGAAUAUUUAGAUACAAUACUUGAUGAUUUAACCCCUGAUGAUGUACGGUGUUUAAUAAUUACAGAAGAUGAAUUAGCUCGAAGCAAACCAUUGGAAAGAAUAUUUCCUAGUGAAAAUUCAUACGAAUUUUUAAAGUACCUUGAGGGACCAAGAUAUUAUAAUCGAUUGUUAGAUGCUUGGGUAACCAAAUUCAGUGGUGAUAAAAAGAAACAGGGAUUACAGCUUCUGAUAGAUCUGUGUAAAAAAGGAUAUCAUUUACAAGUUCCUGACACAGCUUUGAAAAAAGAACCAUCAACUGAUGUUGACGUGUUUGAGUUAAAUGUUCUUUAUAAGGCCCAAAUAAAAAAUUCAAUAAAAACUAGUUCUCCAACAACGGUUUCAGAAAGCAAUGAAAAAAAGGAUGAAUUAACAACUGCUGACAUUGUUUUCAAGGAGGAAGCCAAACUAAUAAAUAAUGAACAUAUAAACGGCUCAGUCUCAAUUGAAAAUGUUUGAGAAGGAAUAUGCAUGAAAAAACAUAAAUAAUUUUAACAAAAACUCCCAAUAUCAAAAGAUUAAGAUUUAAAAGUGUUAUUUGUAAUUAUAAUUCCAGUGAAAUAUUUUGUGUGACUCUCUGGAAAGACUGAUGUUCAUUUAAAAUAUGAAGAAAUUAACAAAAUAAAGAUACAUAAACCUCAAUUAAUAUGAAUAUUAUUCAAUUAGUUGACUU
Condylostylus longicornis is the source of this 3960-nucleotide messenger RNA. RefSeq names its product tubulin monoglutamylase TTLL4-like. The transcript has 13 exons. Bases 252 to 3746 code for a protein of 1164 amino acids. NCBI's taxonomy places the organism in Eukaryota, Metazoa, Arthropoda, Insecta, Diptera, Dolichopodidae. Gene Ontology annotation, biological process: microtubule cytoskeleton organization; protein polyglutamylation. Gene Ontology annotation, molecular function: tubulin-glutamic acid ligase activity; tubulin binding. The record is from RefSeq and is a predicted model, not a curated record. Gene Ontology annotation, cellular component: cilium.